Bemisia tabaci is the source of this 5426-nucleotide messenger RNA. Its product is annotated as N-acetylneuraminate (7)9-O-acetyltransferase. The record is from RefSeq and is a predicted model, not a curated record. NCBI's taxonomy places the organism in Eukaryota, Metazoa, Arthropoda, Insecta, Hemiptera, Aleyrodidae.
CGUUCUUGUGUUUUGUUUUGGUGUGUUUUUUUCUCACGUCUCGCUCGCCCUCAGCAUUCCCUCAAUUUUUUUGAAAUUUAUUCAUUAUUCAUUCAUGUAAUUCGCAUUAAUGUCGGAUAAGAGCAGCGAUUUGAAUUGUUCAGGGCAAUGGAAAAGUGAUCUCAGUGAGUGAAGCGGACUCAUGUGCAGUUUUAUGUCGAAAUUAUGGUGGUGGAUAAUGCGGAUGUCGAAUGCCUGUUGCCCGAGAGUAAGAAGCAUGGUAAACCAGUGAACGAAAUCGUGAAGCACAUCAAUGGACCGAAUAUCAAAAUAUUCGCCGUUCUGCUCGUGUCAUCAUUCAUUUUGUACCAUGGACUCCUCCACACGAUAUACGGAAUGGAUUCCUGUACAUGGCUCUUUUCUGAUGGGAGAGUCCGAGGUGACAUGGGUUGGCAGCCGUAUGGAUGUAUGUUACACCAGUACACCAAAUUAGAUACCAACCGGUGUUUCAAGUACUUGGCCUUUUGGGGUCGAAUGAAUCACUUUGUCUUCAUGGGAGAUUCCAGACUUCGUGGCCUUUAUCAGGAGUUCGUCAAGCAGUUUCAGCCUUCCAUUCCAGGGACCUCUGACAUCAGUGAGAAACCAAUCCAUUCUGAUCUCAAUUUUGCUGAUGCUAGUUUGAAGCUUGUUGUAGAAUUUAUUUGGAGUCCCUUUGUCUCGAAACGAAUGACUCAACAUUUGAUGAGAUGGCAGAAUCAAGGUCCGAGCGUUAUUAUCAUGAACUCUGGAAGUUGGGCCAUAAAACAGUCGAACGGAUCUGUGGAAGUAGUCAAUGAAUAUGCAGCCAAUAUAUCUCGCCUUGUACAUUUAUUUGAUGGAUUGACCAAUCAGAAAACACGCGCAAUAUGGUUACUCCAAGAGCCAGUCAAUGAGGAAAAACUUUCUCCGGCUCGAAUGGCCAUAACCAAUAUGAUGAUCGAUCGUUACAAUGCUGCUGCCAUGGAGGUGUUGCAGCACAGUGCAGUGGAAGUAUGGUCCAGUUCUCGAUUAAUCGCUCAAGUUCAUAUGGAUGAAAUAAGUGAUGGCAUCCAUUUGGGUCCAAAAACUUUGUCAACAGAUGUGCAGUUACUACUGAAUGCAUAUUGCGAUGACCACAUGAAUUUCGACGAUGGAACAUGCUGCAGUAGCUCAGAGCCAUAUACCACUCUGCAAGUCAUGACCUUUUCAGCCCUUUUUGUCUGCUUUCUGAUUGGAUGUACUUUGGCAAUUAGACACACCAAAUAUGACUACAACUCAUCUGGAAUUUAUGUCAUCACUACGUCUUUAGCCAAGUUAGGUCUGAUAAUGGCCUACUUUUAUCUUUGUGAUCGAACUAACUUUUUUAUGAAAGAAAACAAAUAUUAUUCUCCUGUUAGUUUUUGGCUACCAAUUGCCUAUGUCCUUGCCCUGGGUCUCUUUUUUACGGAGGACAGUCGUUACACGAAAGUGCUCCACAAGGACCAAACAGAUGAAUGGAAAGGUUGGAUGCAGUUUGUCAUUUUAAUAUACCACUUUACAGGAGCAAGUAAAGUUCUUCCAAUUUACAAUCACAUUCGAGUAUUAGUCUCUGCUUACUUAUUUCUGACUGGUUAUGGACACUUUAUCUACUUCUGGCACCGAACUGAUGUCGGAGUCGUUCGAUUUUUUCAGGUCCUUUUCCGCAUGAACUUCAUGGCGGUGACGCUCUGCUUCUGCAUGAAUCGACCGUACCAAUUCUACUACUUCGUGCCUCUCGUGUCGUUCUGGUUCAGCAUGCUCUACCUGGUCCUCCUUACUCCACCCCGGGUGACCGCCAUGUCCUGCGAGGCCAACCCCCUCCACUACCUGUACCUCGCCAUCAAGAUCAUCGUCUUCUUCUCCCUCAUCGUCAUCUUGUACAUGUCGGAGGUUUUCUUUGAAAAAGUAUUUGUUACAAGACCUUGGAAAGCACUUUUUGUAACCACAGAUGAUGAUAUUCACGAAUGGUGGUUCAGAUGGAAACUUGACCGAUACAGCACGGCCUAUGGAGCUGUCUUUGCCCUUGCUCUCAUGGUGGCUCAAAGGUACAACUUAGUUGAUGACAACAACCACAGUAAUUUAUUUUCACCUCGAGUUGCCAUUUGCCUGGCCCUGACAGCGCUUGCCGGAAUUAUUGCGAAUACAAUUUUUACGCUCCUCUGCUCGAACAAACCUGAAUGCAAUGAAGUUCACUCAUACACUGUUUUUGUACCCAUCAUUAGCUACAUUGCACUACGGAAUUUGUCCGGGAUUUUGAGAACACGUUAUUCUAGUCUAUUUGCCUGGUUCGGGCGAAUAUCAUUGGAACUUUUCAUUGGACAGUACCACAUCUGGCUGGCAGCUGAUUCUUAUGGAGUCUUGGUGAUAAUUCCGAGAUAUCCUGUUCUUAAUGCUCUUGUUACCCUAUUCAUUUUCGUCUGUGCCUCACAUGAGAUUCACAAUAUUACCUUAAAGUUAUUACCAUUUGCUGUUCCGUAUGACUGGCGGCUAGCAGUGAGGAAUAUUUCAAUUUUCUUAUUCAUCCUUAUGCCUAUCGCAAUUUAUGAUGGUAUGUUUUAAGCUCCUCAAUGUGAACACUUAACAGGACAAAAAUAGACUUUUAGACAAGGAUCAAAGUUAAGCAUCAAACGGACUGAAUUUUGCAAUUCGCAACUACAAUGUCAGGCUCAUUUGCAAAAGCUUUUUCGUGCUUAAAGAAACUAAUGGUUUGUAAUGGUUUGUUGUCACUAAACUGAGCCAGAAAUUGUUGUUUCCAAUCGCAAAAUGCAGUCCAAAUCACAUUGCUUCUCAUCAAAAUUUCUCACAGGACUUACUGCACUGCCUUCUUGAAAAAUUCAAAUCACAAGUGAGAGAUCAGCAUUUUCCAUGUCCGUAAGGUCGAAAUUUCCGUUAGUCAAAAAACUGAAGUCUAUUUGAAGCACCUUUGUCACCCAACUAAUUACAAUGUGCUUUUCAAUAAAAUAAUUUUUUCGGAAUGCUAAAUUCUCAAAGGGCCACAUAGAGUAAUGAGCUGCACCUCCAUAUUUUCCUCCAGUAAAUGUUUCAUGGCAGUGGAAUCUCACUAAUCAUCAUUGGUGGAAGUUUCAAUAACACUGCAGCAAAUUUUUGAAAUGGUAGAGCAAUUUUCAUUUUUGGGAAAUAAUGUGCUUGGUCGUGAGGGAACUUUUGAAUUUCGCCCCUCUCUCUGUGCAAUGUAUUUUACUUAAGCUUAAGGUAAAGUUUUUUUUAAUGCUAUACCUUGUUCCUGUCUUUAAUCUCUUUCGGCAAGUAGGAAGUUUGCAUUGACUGCUUUUAAAUCUAAACAAAAACGCACUAAAUUACAAAUUUUAAAUCUGUGCAAUACGUUCUACAUGAAAUUUUGAUUAUGUAUCUUGUCCUGUUAUGCAGUGAUCUUUAUGCUUUCUGGCGGUUUAUUGAUCAUGCAACUUGUGGCAUCAUCAUUGACUGUAUUCUGUACUGACUUUUUUCAGUAUACUCAUACUUUAUUGUGUACUAUUUUCUGUGCAUCGAUAAAUGAUGCAGCGUCUGUGAUAAUGGAUUAGUUAUAUUUUUAUGUCUUUUGAUUCUAUUCAAUGAUGUUUUUUUUAGUAUGUCAUCGUUGAUCUAGCUAUUUUUUAUUCUCAUUCAGCGUCGCAGCUUUUUUUGCAACUGUGUGAAAUCAUUGUCCAAGCUUUUUUUAUAGUUAUUAGGAGAUUCAAUAGCUAAAGACUUUUGUACAGGUUACUGGAAAAUUUAUAGGGAUCAAUAAUGUAAUUUCAAAAUACUAAGUCUCAUAUCCCACCGUAGAAAAAAAUCAUCAUUGAUCACUUAAACUACCGAAAAACUGCUUCACUCCUCAGUAUGCUGCUCUCAGUGAAUAUGACAUGUUGGUUACUUUAAAGUAACCUUCUCAUUUACACAUACUAAUUCGGCGGAGGUGUUACAAAAUCUCUCUAUUAGUGAAAAACUUUUCGGCUAGCACAUGCUAAUUUCUUUUUCCCUGUUUUUAGGCUGCCAAUUAUAAUUGAAGUUUCCACACCUUUAAUAAUUUUUCUCUGUUUGAAAAAAAAACAUUUCAAAAAUUCCAUUAAAAGCCAAAUCUUCUUAUCCUUCUUAAGAUCAUCCUUAAUAAAUAAGGAAACCUUUCAAUUGCUUAAAAACUAAAAACCUCUCAGAAACAUCCUGUUUAUUUUGGACCAGUAAGUAAUUUUUGAUGGUCCUGCACUCCCAAAUAAUAUUUUAUAUUUUAGUACAAUUUCUAUCAUAAGCUGGAAAAACAAAUAAUACUUUAUCUUAAAAUUGAAUGCAUCUCUCUUUAGAUUCUAUGCUAUACAUCUUGGAUAAAAUUCCGACAAAAUUUUUUCAAGAGAAGGCUUUGAUUGCUUCAGCAUUCACAGAUACUUAUGCAUCAAGUUUGCCAAAGUUAAGGGGGAACAUCCGAAAUGAUUUCAAGAAAUUAUUGUUAAAUGCUCAACAUCAAUUAAUUACUUUACUGGCACAUUACCACUCUCUCAAACACGGGUCACUUUGAUUCUGAAAAGGGCUUUAAUUCUCCAGAAUCUUAAUGAAAUUUUGGUUGUUUCAUUUUCAUCUUGUUAGAAAAAAGUUAUUUACGGCUAACACGUAUCCUUCGAUCAGACAUUUUUUAUUUAAUUGUAAGAAAAAAUUGUUUGAUUUCAACAGCGGUUUGGCAUCUUUUGUGCAAUUUUUCUCGGCUUGUGUUUAAAAAAUUUGAAGAAAAUUUAGCCCAUUGUCAAUCAAAAUGAUUCCUUGCUGGUCAAAGGCAUGUGAUGUUUCUUUGAAGCUCUAUGUCCUAAUCAUAGAGUACAAUAGAGUCACAAAGUGCUGGAGCGCCAAUCAAGUCAAUACAUGAGUGGGCCAUUCUGAGCCAGCAAUGUGAAUCAAACGGCAAUGAUUAGCACAGCCUAUAAGUUAUGGAGAGUCGCGGGCCGCGAGUGGUCUGCAGUACUUAUCAUUUUAAAUAGACAAAUUAAAAAAUGUACAAAACUUCCGGUUUUUAUGAAAUUAAUUUUAUACCUAUCUUCUCUGAGUGAAACCUGAAGCUGGGACUUCUGCAUAUGACAUCGCCAGUCGCCACACUCUAGUCUCACAAUCAGGAGCAAUAGACGAAACAGACUCAAAAAGUGACUUCACCCGUGCCUCAGCACUUUGAGACUCCAUUGUACUUUAUGGUCCUAAUAGCUGAAGAACUUUCCAUCAAUAAAAGAGUAAAAUUCUUGAUUUAAAAUUGGAGGGCUCAGCGGAUGAGCAUGAGAUGUGAAGUUUUUGUUGUCACAGAAAAAUUAAGGAAUACAUUUCGUAAAAUAAAAUAAAUAAAUAAAAGUAAAUUCCUUAUCUACUCCCAAAUCCUUUAAACUAUUAAAAUAUAUAAAGAAAAUGCAGACAGAACUUAACAACUCACAAGGUAGAAA